AUGGCGAUCACAGCUACCGAUGGCGAUCACAGCAACCGAUGGCGAUCACAGCUACCGAUGGCGUUCACAGCUACCGAUGGCGUUCAUAGCUACCGAUGGCGUUCACAGCAACCGAUGGCGUUCACAGCAACCGACAGCGUGUGCUCCAUGUAUGGCGUUCACAGCAACCGAUGGCGUGUGCUCCAUGUAUGGCGUUCACAGCAACCGACAGCGUGUGCUCCAUGUAUGGCGUUCACAGCAACCGAUGGCGUGUGCUCCAUGAAUGGCGUUCACAGCAACCGACGGCGUUCACAGCUACCGAUGGCGUUCACAGCAACCAAUGGCAUUCACAGCAACCGAUGGCGUUCACAGCAACCGAUGGCGUUCACAGCAACCGACAGCGUGUGCUCCAUGUAUGGCUUGUGCUCCAUGAAUAGCGUUCACAGCAACCGAUGGCGUUCACAGCAACCGAUGGCAAUCACAGCUACCGACGGCGAUCACAGCUACCGACGGCGUUCACAGCAACCGACGGCGUUCACAGCAACCGACGGCGUUCACAGGUACCGACGGCGUUCACAGCUACCGACAGCGUGUGCUCCAUGUAUGGCGUUCACAGCAACCGAUGGCGAUCACAGCAACCGAUGGCGUUCACAGCAACCGAUGGCGUUCACAGCAACCGAUGGCGUUCACAGCAACCGACGGCGUGUGCUCCAUGUAUGGCGUUCACAGCAACCGACAGCGUGUGCUCCAUGUAUGGCGUUCACAGCAACCGAUGGUGAUCACAGCAACCAAUGGCGAUCACAGCAACCGAUGGCAUUCACAGCAACCGAUGGCGAUCACAGCAACCGAUGGCGUGUGCUCCAUGAAUGGCGUUCACAGCAACCGAUGGCGUGUGCUCCAUGUAUGGCGUUCACAGCAACCGACGGCGUUCACAGCAACCGAUGGUGA
This is a messenger RNA of Pelobates cultripes (western spadefoot toad), 927 nucleotides long. NCBI's taxonomy places the organism in Eukaryota, Metazoa, Chordata, Amphibia, Anura, Pelobatidae. The record is from the annotation of a GenBank genome assembly.